GAGCCAACACUUCCUCCAGCUUUGGCAACAUCCGGAUUCCAGUCGAGAUGGUCAUGGCGGAGGGUGCAGCUGUUAUGAGGAGGAAUCGACCAGGGACUAAAGAAAAGGACUUCUACAACUGGCCCGAUGAGUCAUUCGAGGAGAUGGACAGCACACUGGCUGUGCAGCAGUACAUCCAACAGAACAUCCGUACAGACUGCUCCAACAUGGACAAGAUCCUGGAGCCCCCAGAGGGCCAGGACGAAGGUGUCUGGAAGUACGAACACCUCAGGCAGUUCUGUUUGGAGCUGAAUGGACUUGCUGUGAAACUACAGGGAGAAUGCCACCCAGACACAUGCACCCAGAUGACGGCAACAGAGCAGUGGAUCUUCCUCUGUGCUGCACACAAGACUCCCAAAGAGUGUCCAGCCAUCGACUACACCAGACACACCCUGGACGGAGCCGCCUGCCUCCUCAACAGUAACAAGUACUUCCCUAGCAGAGUGAGCAUCAAAGAAUCCUCAGUAGGGAAACUGGGUUCAGUUUGUCGGCGGAUCUACAGGAUCUUCUCCCAUGCUUACUUCCACCAUCGUCAGAUCUUUGACAAGUAUGAGAACGAGACAUUCCUGUGCCAUCGGUUCACGCGCUUCGUGAUGAAGUACAACCUGAUGUCCAAGGACAACCUGAUUGUACCCAUCAUGGAGGAUGAGACUAACCCUAAUGAAGCAGAGGGCGAGAGCGACGCCUGAGGACUGGGAUUUGAAGAGGAUCUGCUACACCCUGCCAAACUAUUUCUCUCUCACACACACACACACCCACAACCACACAAUACUCCCAAAAGCACACUAAAAUCACCAGUUUUUAAGUAGAACAUGUUUUAUAUUGUAUUAACA
Coregonus clupeaformis (lake whitefish) is the source of this 872-nucleotide messenger RNA. Its product is annotated as MOB-like protein phocein. Lineage: Eukaryota; Metazoa; Chordata; Actinopteri; Salmoniformes; Salmonidae. The coding region runs from base 48 to 728 and encodes 226 amino acids. The record is from RefSeq and is a predicted model, not a curated record. Gene Ontology annotation, cellular component: cytoplasm. The transcript has 8 exons.